This is a messenger RNA of Aspergillus thermomutatus, 2802 nucleotides long. RefSeq names its product chaperonin-containing T-complex subunit CCT8. Gene Ontology annotation, cellular component: chaperonin-containing T-complex. The coding region runs from base 1 to 2802 and encodes 933 amino acids. The record is from RefSeq and is a predicted model, not a curated record. NCBI's taxonomy places the organism in Eukaryota, Fungi, Ascomycota, Eurotiomycetes, Eurotiales, Aspergillaceae. Gene Ontology annotation, biological process: proteolysis; protein folding. The transcript has 11 exons. Gene Ontology annotation, molecular function: ATP hydrolysis activity; ATP binding; metalloendopeptidase activity.
AUGUUACGUUCACCGAUAACCCGCGCUAUCUUCCGCAGCGCUCCAGCGGGAUCAACAAUCCCAUAUUCGUCGCAGUCGGCAUCGCACAUCGCGGCUCCUAUCCUCGAUUCUUCCUACUUCUCCGGCCAAACCUUCCGAUACUCACGUUUUCCCUCUGCGACACUUGGACUCACCUCAAGGGCCUUCACAUCUUCCUCGCAGUCUUCUUUUCGCUUUCCCAACAGAUACUUCUCCUCCUCGGUCAGGUUACCUUUCAGAUACGGCAGUGAUAAAUAUCGGCGAUUUGAUGGACCCAGGCGCGAAUCGCUUCUUCAGCGAUUGUUGAGCAAUGCAAGACCAUACCAUUUUGUCAUAAUUGGCGUCGUAAUUGGCGGUGUCUACGCCAACAAUGUUGAAACGGUGGAGAUGACCGGCCGCCGACGAUUCAACUGUGUCUCCUCCCACCAGGAACUAAGAAUGGGUCAAGAGAGCUAUCAAGAGGUUUUGAGAUCAACGCGAGGGAAGAUUCUCCCCGAGAAUCAUCCGCUGACCGUCAUGGUGAACCGCGUUCUCCGCAGAUUGAUACCGCAAGCGCCAAUUGAAGGCGCAGAUUGGAGGGUUCAUGUCAUCAAGGAUGAUGGCAUGGUCAAUGCUUUUGUUUUGCCCGGUGGGAAAGUGUUUGUCUACACAGGCAUCCUGCCAAUUUGUAAAGACGAGGAUGGGCUUGCGGCUGUGUUGGGCCACGAAAUCGCUCACGUGGUUGCGCAUCAUCCAGCAGAGCGCAUGAGCAACAACAUCCUGACGGUUGGAGCGGUAUUCCUGAUAUCCAUGCUCUUUGACAUUUCAGGCCAGAUUCCUUCGCUACUGCUCAACCUAAUGUACAGCUUGCCGAAUUCGCGGACGCAAGAGGCUGAGGCAGACAACAUUGGCUUGAUGAUGAUGUCAAAAGCUUGCUUCAAUCCGGAGGCUGCUGUCGGGCUUUGGGCGCGUAUGCAGAAAGCAGAGCAGGAGACACCGCCUCAAUUUCUGUCGACACAUCCCUCGAGCUACAACCGCAUGGAAGCAAUCCGUGGAUGGCUGGACAAGGCCGAGGCAAUCUAUGAAGAUAGUGGGUGCAAUAACCUGGGCAACUACAUGCCGGGAUUUCGCCGAGCUUCAAACGACUACUACGGAUGCCACGAUGCUGAAGAUGGUGCUGUCAUUCGCAAUAUCGAGGCCUGCCAGGCGAUCUCCAAGACUGUCCAAACGUCGCUCGGUCCCUACGGCCGCAACAAGAUCGUCAUCAAUCACCUGCAGAAGAUGGUACUUACGUCGGAUGCCGCUACAAUUCUCCGCGAGUUGGAUAUCGUGCACCCGGCUGCCAAGCUGCUUGUCAUGGCGAGUCAGCAGCAGGAUGCGGAGAUGGGCGAUGGUACUAAUAUGGUCAUCGUUCUGGCUGGAGAGCUGUUGAAGAAGGCCGAGGAACUGCUACGGAUGGGCUUGAAGACGAGUGAUAUUGUCCAGGGGUACGAAAAGGCACAGAAUUACGCUCUGAAAGUACUAGAAGACCUCGAAGUCGAUCGCUUGAAGGAACUACGCUCUCAGACAGAACUCUGCAAGGCUCUUCGUACGGUAGUCGCCAGCAAGCAGUCCGGAACAGAGGAUCUCUUGGCAUCGUUAGUCGCGGAGGCGGUUCUCGCUGUUCUGCCCAAGAAUCCUGUCAAUUUCAAUGUCGACAAUGUUCGCGUCGUCAAGAUCAUGGGUGGUAGCUUGGAACAGUCCCGUGUGAUCAAGGGUAUGGUCUUUGGCCGGGAGCCUGAGGGUACCAUCAAGAAGGCCCGCAAGGCCAAGGUUGGAGUCUUCAGCUGUCCUAUCGAUAUUUCUCAGACCGAAACCAAGGGAACCGUGCUCUUGAAGAAUGCCCAGGAGAUGCUUAACUUCUCAAAGGGAGAGGAGGAGCGCCUGGAGGCGGCCAUCAAGGAGCUUUAUGACUCCGGACUCCGUGUUGUCGUUGCUGGCUCCUCCGUCGGUGACUUGGCUCUGCACUAUCUCAACCGAUUCAACAUUCUUGUCAUCAAGAUCCUUUCCAAGUUCGAGCUUCGUCGUCUCUGCCGUGUCGUUGGCGCUACACCUCUUGCUCGUCUUGGUGCUCCCAUGCCCGACGAGAUGGGCAGCGUUGACGUUGUCGAGACCACUGAGAUUGGCGGUGACCGUGUGACCGUUUUCCGUCAAGAAGAAGCCAACGCUGUGACGCGUACUGCCACCAUUGUCCUUCGUGGAGCCACUCAGAACCACCUCGACGACAUCGAGCGUGCCAUUGAUGACGGCGUCAACGUCGUCAAGGCUAUCACGAAAGAUCCUCGACUUGUUCCUGGCGCUGGCGCUACUGAGAUUCAGCUUGUGGAGAAGAUCUCUGCAUUCGCUGACAAGACCCCCGGUUUGCCGCAGUAUGCCAUUCGCAAAUACGCCGAGGCUUUCGAGGUCAUUCCUCGUACUCUCGCAGAAUCCGCUGGCUUAGACGCCACGGAAGUUCUCUCACGUCUCUACACUGCACACCACCGCACGAACAAGGCCUCCGAGUCGGAGGAGGAGUCGGAAGAGGGCAGCUCCGAGGAGGAAGAGCCCUACUGGACUACAGGUGUUGAUCUGGAGGCUGGUUCUUCGACCGGCACCUUGGAUGCGGUUGAUGAAGGUAUUCUGGAUCUCAUGGCAUCGAAGAGCUGGGCCAUCCGCCUCGCUAGCGAGUCCGCUCGGACAGUCCUCAGUGUUGAUCAAAUUAUUGUCGCCCGACAGGCGGGUGGUCCAAAGCCUCCAGGCCCUAACCCCAACUGGGAUGAAGAUUAA